Neomonachus schauinslandi (Hawaiian monk seal) is the source of this 384-nucleotide messenger RNA. Its product is annotated as cyclin-dependent kinase 2-associated protein 2-like. The record is from RefSeq and is a predicted model, not a curated record. Gene Ontology annotation, biological process: regulation of microtubule cytoskeleton organization; negative regulation of G1/S transition of mitotic cell cycle. The coding region runs from base 1 to 384 and encodes 127 amino acids. The transcript has a single exon. Lineage: Eukaryota; Metazoa; Chordata; Mammalia; Carnivora; Phocidae. Gene Ontology annotation, cellular component: cytoplasm; microtubule; nucleus.
AUGUCUUACAAACCCAUCGCCCCCGCCCCUAACAGCACCCCCGGCUCCAGCACCCCUGGGCCCAGCACCCCAGUACCAACAGCCGGAAGUGUCCCAUCGCCAUUCGGCUCGGUGCCAGGAGCCACUGCCCCUUUCAGACCCCUGUUUAACGACUUUGGACCGCCCUCCAUGGGCUAUGUGCAGGCAAUGAAGCCACCCGGAGCCCAGGGCUCCCAGAGCACCUACAUGGACCUGCUGUCGGUCAUAGAGGAGAUGGGCAAAGAGAUCCAGCCUACCUAUGCUGGCAGCAAGAGCGCCAUGAAGAGCCUGAAGAGAGGCAUCAUCCAUGCCCGGGCCCUAGUGAGAGAGUGCCUAGCAGAGACAGAGUGGAACGCCCGCACGUAA